Molecule: messenger RNA, 1503 nt
Organism: Ipomoea nil (Japanese morning glory)
Lineage: Eukaryota; Viridiplantae; Streptophyta; Magnoliopsida; Solanales; Convolvulaceae
Product: carbamoyl-phosphate synthase small chain, chloroplastic-like
Exons: 10
Coding region: 60-1346 (428 amino acids)
Biological process (GO): 'de novo' pyrimidine nucleobase biosynthetic process; L-glutamine metabolic process; L-arginine biosynthetic process
Cellular component (GO): cytoplasm; carbamoyl-phosphate synthase complex
Molecular function (GO): carbamoyl-phosphate synthase (glutamine-hydrolyzing) activity
Source: RefSeq, a predicted model, not a curated record
AGGUGACUGCUAAUCUGCUACUAGAACUGAACUCGAAGAGGAGAGAAAGGGCAGCAGCCAUGGAUUUUGCUCUGAAAACUCAAUAUUCCUUCUUAGUGGCAACUUCUCCGAUUUCUCACAACUCCAAGUCUUCGCCAAAACUUCGGGGUUUUAUCGUCAAGUGCUCCUCUCCUCUUCCUUCUGUCGCGUCUCCUUCCGGAUUGGUAGAGAGACCAUGGAAGGUAGCAGAUGCUAGGCUUGUGCUCGAGGAUGGUUCAAUUUGGAAGGCAAAAUCCUUUGGUGCUUCUGGGACCCAAGUUGGAGAAGUGGUUUUCAAUACAUCAUUGACGGGAUACCAGGAGAUCAUUACUGAUCCUAGUUAUGCUGGUCAAUUUGUGUUGAUGACAAACCCUCACAUUGGGAACACUGGUGUCAAUUUUGAUGACGAAGAAUCUAGACAGUGCUUUUUGGCAGGAUUAGUAAUUAAAAGUUUGAGUUUAAGUACCUCGAAUUGGAGAUGCACAGAGACAUUAGGUGACUAUUUGGCUGCAAGGAACAUAAUGGGGAUAUAUGAUGUUGACACUCGUGCAAUUACUCGGAGAUUGAGGGAAGAUGGAAGCCUUAUUGGCGUGCUGAGCACAGAGCAGCAGAAAACAGAUGAGGAACUUCUAGAACUUUCUCGCACUUGGGACAUUGUUGGUGUGGAUUUAAUUAGUGGUGUUUCCUGCAAGGCUCCUUAUGAAUGGAUUGAUAGCACAAAAUCAGCGUGGGAGUUUAAUUCUAAUGGAAGAAGCCAAGAGAGUUUCAAUGUUGUUGCAUAUGAUUUUGGAAUCAAACAUAAUAUACUAAGGAGAUUGGCAUCCUAUGGCUGUAAAAUUAUUGUUGUUCCGUCAACAUGGCCAGCAUCUGAAACUUUGAAUAUGAAUCCGGAUGGGGUUCUUUUCAGCAAUGGUCCAGGAGACCCUUCUGCAGUUCCUUAUGCCGUUGAAACAGUAAAGGAAAUAAUCGGAAAGGUUCCUGUGUUUGGCAUUUGCAUGGGGCAUCAGCUACUUGGUCAAGCUUUGGGGGGUAAAACCUUUAAAAUGAAGUUUGGGCACCAUGGCGGGAACCAUCCUGUUCGCAACCUUCGCAAUGGCAGUGUUGAGAUUAGUGCCCAGAAUCACAACUAUGCUGUUGAUCCCGAGUCACUCCCUGAAGGUGUAGAGGUAACUCAUGUGAACUUGAACGAUGGAAGCUGUGCUGGUCUUGCCUUUCCUGGACAAAAGCUAAUGUCACUCCAAUACCAUCCCGAAGCAUCUCCCGGGCCUCAUGACUCGGAUCUUGUUUUUGCAGAAUUUAUACAACUCAUGAAGCGUAACAGAGGAUGAAGGGUGUGCAGCAGUUUGUGCACAAGAAACAUAUUUAUAUUAAACCUGCCAUUUGCAGCAACCUUGAAACUUUCAAGACCUGCCCAGAUAGGAAAAUGACUAUAGUGUAACAUUAGUUGGGAAUUCUCAAUAAUCCAUUGGUCAACUUUUUUUUUAA